This is a messenger RNA of Microcebus murinus (gray mouse lemur), 2506 nucleotides long. It is a transcript of the gene DCPH1, whose product is annotated as damage control phosphatase 1. Gene Ontology annotation, molecular function: phosphatase activity. Lineage: Eukaryota; Metazoa; Chordata; Mammalia; Primates; Cheirogaleidae. Gene Ontology annotation, biological process: DNA damage response. The record is from RefSeq and is a predicted model, not a curated record. Gene Ontology annotation, cellular component: nucleus.
CCUCUCGUCGCCCUGUACUGGCCCCGCCUUCGUCCCCGGAUGAGCGCGUGCUAGUGCCAGCCUUUGCUUGCCACUUGUACGGGCGCCAAAUAAAGUUUCCUCAUUCAAAAGCUUUUUUUUAAUUUAAAGCCACAUCGCUCCCUUUCUCAGUUCCUCCUCAGCGGAACCGUCUCUGUUUCUGCGGCCGGUGCGACCCGAGGGUUGGAGCCGCCAUCGCAGAACGUAAUGGCUAAGCCUCCGGCGUCUCUCUCGGGACAGGACGUAGGAUCAUUUACAUAUUUUACAAUUAAAGACAGACUACCACAGAUCUUAACUAAGGCUAUUGAUACAUUGCAUCGACAUAAAAGUGAAUUUUUUGAGAAACAUGGAGAGGAGGGCACAGAAGCUGAAAAGAAAGCUAUCUCUCUUCUUUCUAAGUUACGGAAUGAAUUGCAAACAGAUAAACCAUUUAUUCCCUUGGUUGAGAAAUUUGUUGAUACUGAUAUAUGGAAUCAGUACCUAGAAUCUCAUCAGACUCUUUUAAAUGAAAGUGAUGAAAAACCAAGGUGGUUCUACUCACCAUGGUUGUUUGCAGAAUGCUACAUGUAUCGUAGAAUUCAUGAAGCAGUUAUCCAGAGUCCACCAAUUGAUGACUUUGAUGUAUUUAAAGAAUCAAAAGACCAAAAUUUCUUCGAGUCACAGGAAUCUAUCAUUACUUUAUGUACUUACCUACAACAGUUGGUGAAAACUAUUGAAGAUUUAGAUGAAAGUCAGCUGAAGAAUGAAUUUUUUAAACUUCUGCAGAUUUCUCUGUGGGGAAAUAAGUGUGAUCUGUCUCUAUCAGGCGGAGAAUCUAGUUCUCAGAAGAGCAAUGUAAUAAAUUCUUUGGAAGACCUAAAACCUUUCAUUUUACUGAAUGACAUGGAACAUCUUUGGUCAUUGCUUAGCAAUUGUAAGAAAAAAGAAAAAACAUCUAUUAGAGUGGAUAUUGUUCUGGAUAACUCUGGGUUUGAACUUGUUACAGACUUUAUAUUUGCCAACUUCUUGUUGUCCUCUAAACUGGCUACUGAGAUCCAUUUUUAUGGAAAAACUAUUCCGUGGUUUGUUUCUGAUACUACUAUGCAUGAUUUUAAUUGGUUAAUUGAACAGGUAAAAUGUAGUAAUCAUAAGUGGACAUCCAAGUGUGGGGCUGACUGGGAGAACUAUGUUAAAAUGGGUAGAUGGGUUUACCAUGAUCAUAUAUUUUGGACUCUGCCUCAUGAAUACUGUGCAAUGUCUCAGGUCGCCCCUGACUUAUAUGCUGAACUACAGAAGGCAGAUUUAAUUUUAUUCAAAGGCGAUUUGAAUUAUAGGAAGUUGACAGGUGACAGAAAAUGGGAGUUUUCCAUUCCAUUUCAUGAGGCUCUGAACGGCUUCCAUCCCGCACCUCUCUGCAGCAUAAGAACAUUAAAAGCUGAGAUUCAGGUUGGUCUGCAGCCUGGGCAAGGAGAACAACUCACAGCCUCUGAGCCCAACUGGCUGACCACUGGGAAAUAUGGAAUAUUUCAGUAUGAUGGUCCACUUUGACUCAGAUUAGGAGCAAUCAGUUGUGUGGAAAGGUCUACCAAGCAUCUUUUCAGCCCUAGAAAAGCAGUGUGCCAGAUUCAGUCACUUGACUGCUCUGCAUUAGCUGGGAACCCUAGCUUCUCCAUGCUCAUUUACAUGUACUCAUUUUGUCCCACUGCAUUGUUUUGGGGUUAGACGGCUUUAAGCUAUUAUAGUUAUAUAUAUUUAUGUUUAUGUUGGCAUUUCAGUAACUUGUUUCAAGUUAAAUGCAUAAUUUCAAGUGGUUUUAAUGAACUUUUAAUUGGAUAGAAAGCAAAAUAUAAGUAAGUUCUUCUUUUAAAGUUACUUAAUCCUAUCUUUUUCUUAAAUAACAUAUACUGCAUGGUAUUUAAUAUUCUAGAAAGCAUGGAAUUUAACUUGAUUUUGGGCUCUUGAAACAAUGGCUUUGUGAAAAUACACAUUUUAAUGACUCUUUGUAAAGAGGCAUUUCUUACAACUGUGAUGUUUGAACACAUUAAAGCAAAACUUACCUCAUAAGUUAAUUUUAACUUUUGUUCUUGAAUUUUACUUCAUUUCAAUAGCUUGUUUUAUUUGCAUGUAUUUGUAUCUUGAUUGGCCUAUGGAAUGGAUAUUAGGAAACACAAAAUUGAAUAGAGUGAAACAAAUAGUAUUUGAAGAAAUGUAAUACCUUUUACAUUCUAUUUAUGAUAUCUUUAAUAAACUGAAAUUAUUUUACCCCUUAAGUGCUUUAAAUGAACAGAUUUUUAGUUUGCAGUUUAAAAAAAAUGUUUUAGUAGAAAAGAUUUUUAUGCAUUGAACUUGGACUACUAUCGACACUUUAUUUUUUAUAUUGUUACACAUUUUAUUGGCCUUUAUCACAGAUAUUAAGGGCUAAAAAUUUCAGAUCACUUUGUUUUGAAAUGGAAAUUGGAAAUGAACCUGGAAAUGUUUUCUUGCACUUGAAUAAUAAAAUGAAUUAUAC